Messenger RNA from Telopea speciosissima, 877 nucleotides. RefSeq names its product LOB domain-containing protein 4-like. Bases 146 to 649 code for a protein of 167 amino acids. Lineage: Eukaryota; Viridiplantae; Streptophyta; Magnoliopsida; Proteales; Proteaceae. The record is from RefSeq and is a predicted model, not a curated record. The transcript is spliced from 2 exons.
UACCACCACAAUUACUACUUACCUAUUACCCAAUAUUGCAAUUUUCAGUCUUUUUUAAAGCACAGUGCCCUACACUGAUAGGAUAAACCGUCCUGUAUAAAAGGAGCGUGAAGGUUACCCAAUCUUGACCAUCCUUUGAGUCAGCAUGAAGGAGACAGGCAGGAAACAAGGGGCACCAUCGCCUUGUGCUGCCUGCAAGCUUCUUAGAAGACGGUGUGCCCAAGAUUGUGUCUUUGCCCCUUACUUCCCAGCCGAUGAGCCACAGAAGUUUGCUAAUGUCCACAAGGUGUUUGGUGCUAGUAAUGUCAACAAGAUGUUACAGGAAUUACCAGCACACCAACGCGGCGAUGCUGUCAGUAGCAUGGUUUACGAAGCGAAUGCAAGGGUGCGAGACCCUGUUUAUGGUUGUGUGGGUGCCAUUUCAUCCCUACAACAACAGAUUGAUGUCCUCCAAACCCAAUUGGCCCUAGCACAGGCUGAGGUGGUUCACAUGAAAAUGCACCAGGCAGCAACGACAUCGAAUCUCGCUGGUAAUUCGAGUGAUUGUGCUUCGCCAUCCUCCAAGUUAAUUAACCAACACACCAAGUCUUUCUUUGCUUUGGAUAUGGUUGAUCAGGCCAACUUAGGGGAGUCCUUGUGGUCAUGCUAGCAUUGGAGCAUGUCUUCUUUCUAUACUACUAUUGGUUUUUUUUUUCUUUCCUUUUUUUGUGGCUUGCCUCCUAUUACUUGUUAUACCCUUUUCUUUCUCAUCCCCUGUUCUCCUAUACAUCCUUACAAUACAUCUCCUUGUGACAGUGAUCCUAUUACUAUCAUAUAACCAUAUUGUAAAUAUAUUUAACUUAUGGGUAUGAGUUAUUACAUAGCUAUUGUAAGUGAA